AUGGCGAGCGCGCGGGAGGCGUCGAGGCAUGAGCUGAGCCCGCAGAGGAAGGCGCGGGGGCUCUUCGUGGGAACACGGGAGGCCAGGCCCCGCGCCUCGCCGUCACUGCUCUCCUGCAAGGACGCGAUGGCGGGCCUGCCGUCGCGGACGUCCGAGCCCCGAUCGCCCUCCGGCCCCUGGGGCCCGGGGUGUGGUUCCACGCCCAGCACCAGCGGGCGGCUGGGGGAGGCCGGAUGGGGGAUGCCCUUUGGGGGCGUGCUGGAGACCAGGCGCGGCGCUGCGGCCCGGCGGCAGUCGGCCAUGUUCACGUGGGACGACGGGCCUGGCAGGCUGGAGGACAGGAUGGCCGCGGUGGUGCUGGGGGAGAGGGGCUGCCGGGGUACUUGCCGCGGGAGCGCGUACGGGCCCAGGCUGGCGAGCCGGGCGUCCGUGGACGAGCGCAUGACGACCGGAAGGGGGGAGGCAGCGCCGGAGGCGGCUGCGAUGCGACGUGGGGAUCGCGGCGGUCGAUCGCCGCUGGCUGAGGGCUUCUCCCAGUGGCCACCUCCUGUGUGCUCACUGGCUGGCCAUCAGUCGCCGAAGUCACAGCAACAGAGGGCCAUGGAUGGCCCCAGGCUCCGGGAGGACAAGGACAGCAGUUGUGUUGUCACACGAUCUGUUACACAGCUGGAAAGGUCCUCCUCCAUGCCGGACGCGGCCGCCCUGCAGCGCCGGUGCCAGUGCUACCAGGCGGAGGUGGAGUACCUCAAGGAGCGGGAGGGCGAGCUGAGGGGGGACCUGAGCCGGGCCAGGGUAGAGAAUGCAGCCCUGUCUGCCAAGGUGCAGCGCACGCACGACAUGUACAAGGAGGCGCUGGAGGCCAGAAGGACCGCCCGGGAGGCCCUGUCAGAGAUGGCACAGGAGAAUGCACGGCUGGUGGCUGCCUUCAUCGAAAAGAAGCAAGAUCUGAGGAGCAUGCAGGACACUGCUGGUGAAGAGCGCAGGAUGUGGGCUGAGCAGUUGGAGGCACUUGAGGCAGAACUGAAGCACACGCAGGAGCAGCUUAGCAGGGUGCAGGGCUGCAAGCCUGUAACCCCAACCAUGUCUGACACCACAUCGGACACUCUCUCUGAGUUCAUGUCUGUGGGUGAGCUGUCCUCCGAAGAAGAUGUGCCCGGGUGCCUGCCAUGCCACCGGUCCCCGUCUGACACCGCAUGGGCCAGUGAGACAGCCAAGUCACUGCGCACGCUGCAGGACAUGCAGGUCGAAAAUGAGCGGCUGCAGGAGGAGAAUGUGCGCCUGCGGCACGACUACGAUGAGACUGCCAAGCAGCAAGAGUGCCACGAUUUGCACCAGGCAGCAGAGGAAAUGAAGAAGAGGGGAAACCAGAUGUUUAAAUGUGAGAGAUACCAGGAGGCCAUGGACGAAUACAGCCAAGGGCUCCAACUGGGCCUUGAGGACCAUAGCCUCGUGGCAGUCCUGCACUGCAACAGGGCAGCUGCGCUCCUAAACUUGAACAGGUUCCUGGAAGCGCUGGCAGAUUGCUUUGUGGCUGUGGCGAUGGACGGCUCCUAUUCCCGGGCUUUUCAGCGUCGCGCAGACGUCUUUGCUGCCUUGGGCGAUUUCUCGUCAGCGGUGGAAGACCUGAAAACGGUGCUUGCCCGUGGUGGGGGUCAGCAGGUGGAGGCCCGCACGCAGCUAACAGACGUGCUCAGGAAGGCCAACUCGGGCCAAGCCAUUGACGCCUACAGGGUUCUGGGCGUGUCGCCCUCCGCGCCGGCCCUGGAGAUAAAGACUUCCUACAGGCAGCUGGCCCUCAAGUACCACCCCGAUAAGGCCGCCCACGUGCCAGGCUCGGACGUCCUGUUCAAGCUCGUCGCCGAGGCCAACGCGAUGCUGUCCGACCCGCACAAGCGCCAGCAGUACGAUUUGGACAUGCGCUCGCGGACGAGGGCCCCUUUCAGGAGCACGAGGUUCUAG
Ostreobium quekettii is the source of this 1959-nucleotide messenger RNA. The record is from the annotation of a GenBank genome assembly. NCBI's taxonomy places the organism in Eukaryota, Viridiplantae, Chlorophyta, Ulvophyceae, Bryopsidales, Ostreobiaceae.